CGACAGUUCACUGUUCACGACGCGUUGCCUGGGAUGGCAUCGUCAUCUACCCUCUUCGACCUCCUUCCCGACCUGCGACCAAUAUAUCCCAACACCGUAUACAUCGCAGGACUCCUGUCUUCUGAUUCAGGACUCACUCCCGACCAACGAGCGGAGCUCGUUUCCCAUUGCCUUACUCGUGCCUGUGUCUUCGCCGAACUGAAUGUUCUUCAAUUUCUUCUUGCAGACCAACAGGCCCAACCUUAUGUCGAUCUUGGAGUACGUGACGAUGAUGGAAUUGGCCUCGUUACACUGGCCAUUCAUGGCUUUGGCUCCGAAUCCGACAGAGACGUUGAACGCGAGGAGUGUGUCCGACUCUUGAUCUCUCAAGGCGCGGACCUCAAUGCUGACCAAGCCGGAUGGACACCUCUACACCACGCGGCGUUGCUGUCUCCGCCAACACUGAUAUCUUACCUGAUGACCCAUGGCUGCUCUGUGUUCGCCCUUACACGCCGAAAUCUCACUCCUCUCGAUAUUGUGACCGCCCAUUCUGUGCUUCCUGGCAGGGAAGAUGUGGCAUUGUUACUCCAGGAAGCAAUGCGGGGCGAAGGCUGGACGGGUGGAAAGCUAGACGAUAAGCGACGGUUAUUAGACGACAAACGCAAGCGACUUUCAAAACAAAGAGCGAUCCGAGAUGGCGUUGAAAAGGUACUCGGCCUCGAUGCGCGAUGGUGGGGCGACAUCGAUUACUCCUGGUCGGACUCCGAUUCAGAGGACGAGGAUGCCACUGAAGACAUUUAUACACCGCCGCCUGAUUAUUCCUCCAUGCUCGUCUUCUCCCCACCAGCUCUCCCGCAAAUUUUUGAAUCACUUAUCACUAACUUCCGACCCUCGUUUCGCGAUUCACAACCCGCAAACUCACUUUACAUGCUGGCUAGAUUCGCAUGCUUAACAUGCGACCAUACGUGGCUAGAAGAUCUCAUUAUCGGAGCGGCAGAUGCCAUAGAAGAAACUUUCUUUGAAAGAGCAGACGAUAUUACUUGCUUGGUUUUUUGGCUAAGAAACACCACCAUCUGGCUCCACUUACUUCGCUGCGACAACUCCAUAAAUGAAGCAUGCGAGAUGCUUGGAUCCUUCGAGCUAAUAGAGGAAGUCAUCAACUCUGUCUUCGUUUUCAUUAUUCGCUAUGCAGAGCGCCGUAUAGAUCAGCUUCUUGAUGCGGCCUUGCUCGAUUUUUCGCCGCUUCCGGCAGAGAUGGACUCAGUCCAAUUCGAGUCUGAAUGGUCUUUUUUGCGGUCUUUGACCGGUAAAAAGAAAACAACAUCGGCCGCCCCUCCACCUCCCUUGCGGCCUACCGUACCUCCAACCCCACCAAGUCCCAACCGACCGGCAUCUCCUUCAGGUAGUAUAUCUGCAUCCACUUCGCGAAGUUUUUCUUCGCUACGACAGAGUUUCGCUCGGGCUCGUGCAGGCUCUCAAACAACUCCAAUUCAAGCAUUAUUCUCCGACGGGCCUCCUCAGACUUCAAUUGCCGAUAUCACUUCCUUCAUGACCGCCCUGCAUACUCUGCUCACCCUGUCCGACGUUAAUCCCGCACUGACGACACAGUUGUGGUCGCAAGUCAUGUAUUGGACUUCAUGCGAGAUGUUCAAUCGAAUUCUGACACGGAAAAAAUAUCUAUGUCGAUCAAGAGCAUUACAAAUAAGCAUGAACCUACUCGCGCUCGAGGAAUGGGCAGAACAAAUGGGCCUUCCGCGUGGUGUCCAGUCCCAUUUCAAUCCUGUUCGAGAUCUUUUGAAUUGGUUACAGUGCCUCUCUUCUAUCACUGACUUUUCUAAUCUGGUGGCGACAAUUCAAACCCUCCAACACAUCAACCCGCUCCAGAUGCGGCGUGCGGUUCGGGAAUAUAAAUACGAAGUCAAUGAAGGACGGAUGACUGAGGAGUGCGUUCAAUAUCUCACUCAGCUCCAAAAAGAUUGGGAGCGACACCGUGUCAAGCUUGGUGUUGAAGCCCUUCGUAAAGAGCGGGACACGGAUCGCGACAGUAUCUCCUCCUAUGCAACCGAGUCGCACAGUAUUUCUGGUGUUGCUUCGACCCCUUCAAUCGCGUCAUCCGAAAGCUCAAUGGGACAACACGCGAUUGAUCUGUUGUUUGAGAAGACUCAGGAAAAAGCAGCCUGGGAGCCCGUGAAGCCGCCUCAAGUAUUAGGAGAGUUACUUGACUCGCGACAUAUGCUCCCGCUUGCCUUCCCGUCAGAUCCAAGGAUGCUUUCGGCCCUUCCUGUUCUGGUGGACGACACACCCUCCAAUCUAUUAUUAACGCCCGAUUCUCGAAGUUCGAGCCAAACGAGCGGGGCAGGGAGCAUGCAAUGGAGGUCACGAGAUAAGACUCUGAGGGAAGUCAAUGUUGGCACACUGUUAUGGGUAGAUGGCGUUCGAUCUGCAGCGCGAUGGACUCGACUAACUCAACCAAUUGACGAAGAAGAGCUGCAGACUGAAGAAGUUGAAGACGGGCUGGAACCUGAGUCGCUCAAGAUCAAUACUCACAUAACACCAUUGACGAGGAAACCUUCUGGGAGAAGUAAAGGUAGACUCAGCCAAGCUGGAGAUGCGGAGACAACACCUGUAGAAUAA
Molecule: messenger RNA, 2613 nt
Organism: Mycena indigotica
Lineage: Eukaryota; Fungi; Basidiomycota; Agaricomycetes; Agaricales; Mycenaceae
Exons: 11
Coding region: 34-2613 (859 amino acids)
Molecular function (GO): GTPase binding
Source: RefSeq, a predicted model, not a curated record